AUGCCGAUGGUAAUUGUUCUCUUAUUUUUCUUUAUUACAAAAAACGUGUUGUUAAAACCAAUUGAAACUAAUAAAGAUGCACUAACAUAUUUAACUCAACUAGGCUACAAUCAAAAUCAAUGUAAUUCGACAUCGAAAUUACCCUGCAGUCUAAGUACGUCAUCAAGUAUACGUGAAUAUCAAAAAGCCUUUGGUUUAAAAGAAACUGGUCAACUUGAUAAAUCAACAAAAGAAUUGUUAAAUAAACCAAGAUGUGGUAAUAGUGAUACACCUCAUGCAUCAAAAUUAUCGAAGUUAGCAUCGAUGAAUUCUAAAUGGAAAAAAAAACAUUUAAAAUGGGUUCUACGCAGUAGAUCAUCGCACAUCUCAGAAGAACAAACAAUACAAAUUAUUCAUGAAGCAUUUGAAGCAUGGACAAAGCAUACACCAUUAAGUAUUGAAAGAGUUUGUACCAACUGUGAAGCUGAUGUUGUCUUUGAUUUUGCUCAUGGUGAUCAUCAUGAUGGCGCUCCAUUUGAUGGUCCAGGUCGAACAUUGGCUCAUGCAUUUUUUCCAGAAGAUGGACGAAUUCAUUUUGAUGCAUCUGAAAAAUGGACCGAAAAGUAA
This is a messenger RNA of Rotaria sp. Silwood2, 606 nucleotides long. Lineage: Eukaryota; Metazoa; Rotifera; Eurotatoria; Philodinida; Philodinidae. The record is from the annotation of a GenBank genome assembly.